AUGCAACUGCCUCCUGGGCAAAGGUCUUCACAAAGUGUCUUUCCUGAAUUCCUUCGGGGGCUCCUAAAAAGUGAAGAAACAGGCAGAUCUGUUCAAGACAUUAUAAAACAGGUACGCAAUGGGGCGACUUGAUGGGAAAGUAAUACUGCUGUCUGCUGCAGCCCAAGGAAUUGGCCGAGCCACGGCCCUGGCUUUUGCCAAGGAAGGAGCUGAGGUCAUUGCUACAGACAUCGAUGAAACCAAACUCCGAGAACUGGAAGGCCAUCCAGGCAUUCAGGUUCGGGUGCUGGAUGUCACCAACAAAGAACAAAUUGAAAAUCUGGCCAAGGAAAUAAAAAGAAUUGAUGUUCUUUGUAAUAUUGCAGGGUUUGUCCAUCAUGGGACCAUUUUGGAUUGUGAGGAAAAGGACUGGGAUUUCACAAUGAAUAUUAAUAUUCGCAGCAUGUAUCUGAUGAUUAAAACUUUCCUGCCUAAGAUGCUUGAGCAAAAAUCUGGAAACAUUAUCAACAUGUCUUCUGUGGCAUCCAGCAUCAAAGGAGCUGUUAACAGGUGUGUCUACAGCACCUCAAAGGCAGCAGUUAUUGGUCUCACCAAAUCCAUAGCUGCUGACUUUGUUGGAAAAGGAAUACGAUGCAACUGUGUUUGUCCUGGCACCGUUGACACGCCUUCUCUGCAGGAGAGGAUCCAGGCCAGCCCUAAUCCAGAACAGGCACUGAAAGACUUUCUGGUGAGGCAAAAGAUGGGCAGGCUGGGUAAUGCUGAAGAAAUUGCCCACCUCUUUGUGUAUCUGGCUUCUGAAGAAUCAGCAUACAUGACUGGCAAUGCAUGCAUCAUUGAUGGCGGCUGGAGCAUGUGACUUGGCACCUGAGCAGAAACUCCAUCCACUUUCUUUGGAUUCUGGAAGACCAAAAGAAGGAGCUGCUUGCACUCUUAAUAAUCGGAGCCUUAUUGACUAAAAUGUGAGAUACAGGGGAGGGCUGAUUGUCAAGUACCUCCUUGACCAAGCUGGUACCCACCAGAUGUUGGACUGUAAGUCCCAAAAUUUCCAAACUGUGGAAGUUGCAGCCCAGCACAUCUGAAGGGCACCAGCUUGGGGAAGGUUGAGCUCUCUGACAUGUGCUAAUCUUUUCCUGUGAAAGUCAUGCUGCAUGAUGGGUUGGAUCCUGUCUUAAUCAUACUUAGAGUAGUCUACUGAAAUCAAUGGGACAAGUAAGUCAUAACUAACUUAACUUCCACUGCUAUCAGUGGGUCGACUGUAAGCACAACUAAGGCUGGAGCCAGUGCCAUAAAUAUGCAUGUUGCAUAUCUGUUUCUUACUUGUUCUGCCCAGUCUGAACAUCUUCACUCAAGGUGCUCUUCAGAAUAACAAGACCAAAAGCAGCCAAAGCAAAAAAAUUUGUCCUUGGACAGGGAGGGUGGUGAAAUACUUCACCCAGUUAAUACAGUCAUUUUCUUGUCACCAUCAAAAUGUGAUAACAGAACCCUUCCAUUGACUUCAAGCAUACCAUCUCUAACACACGCCUGGAGGGGGGAGGGGGGCAGCACUUUCCUAGUUUAAAGCUCGGGUGUACAGUCACUUAGUUUCAAGUGAGGAAGAGCAGUUAGGUGCUAAACUAUGCACAAUGAGAGCUAUCAUUUUGUGAUGGACGUUAUAGUUUGUUUUUUUCUUUUUGUUCCUUGGAAGAUAUAUAUUCCCUCUUUCCCUCCAGAAGAAUACAAAUAACCAGAUUUUAAGCAAUGUUUGUUAAGGUGGGUGAACAAAGUUACCUACAAAGCUAAGAUGGGUAUACUUAUUCAUCACUGAAAUGGGACUUUCAGAAAUAUGAUGCUAGAGCAUUAGAUCAAACUACUUUUCUGGAGUACUCCAAAGAACAUUAGAAGCACUGUGCUGGAGCAGGCCAAGGUGCCUUCUUUUCACCCAAUAGCCAACCAGCUGUUCACAGGAUCCCAGAAUCAGGACAUGAGGGCAAAAUAAUCUCCCACCCCAAGUCCUCCAGCGACUGGUGCAGGCAUACCAUCUCUGAUACUAGAGGCAGCAUAUAGCAUCAGGACUAGUAGCCACGCAUAGCCAUCCUCCAGUAAUGCCUCCAAUACCCUACCAAUGCUACCAAUA
This is a messenger RNA of Varanus komodoensis (Komodo dragon), 2113 nucleotides long. It is a transcript of the gene BDH2, whose product is annotated as 3-hydroxybutyrate dehydrogenase 2. Gene Ontology annotation, cellular component: cytoplasm. Gene Ontology annotation, biological process: siderophore biosynthetic process. The transcript has 11 exons. The coding region runs from base 119 to 856 and encodes 245 amino acids. Lineage: Eukaryota; Metazoa; Chordata; Lepidosauria; Squamata; Varanidae. The record is from RefSeq and is a predicted model, not a curated record. Gene Ontology annotation, molecular function: 3-hydroxybutyrate dehydrogenase activity.